CUGAGCACUAGACCCGUCAAGUUGCCUGUCAAGUGUCAAAUUGACAUUUCUGAUUUUAAGGUUAAAAAUUUUUAAAACAAAAAAAAAUACUUUCCGUUUGAAACUUCUGUGAUAUCGGCUCGUGAUUUUACUAAUAGUAUUAAAAUGUGGGUAUUUGGUUAUGGUUCUUUGAUCUGGAAAGUAGAUUUUCCCUAUGAAGAAAAAAUUGUGGGUUAUAUAAAAAACUUCCAAAGACGGUUUUACCAGCACAGUACUGACCAUCGUGGGAUUCCUGGGAAGCCUGGCCGAGUUGUGACCUUGGUACCAGGUGAUGAAACAGACCGGGUUUACGGAAUUGCUUAUAAAAUUAGCGAUCAAGAAAAAGAAUCGGUUGUGAAGCAUCUUGAUUAUAGGGAAAAAGGCGGCUAUGUGAGAACUCCAGUCUUUUUUUAUCCUAAAGAUAAAGGGAAGCAACCUUUUGAGAUAAUUAUUUAUGUAGCAAAUGAUGAUAAUCCUCAGUAUGCCGGUCCUGCGGAUGCUGACAGUAUAGCCAAUCAAGUAGUGAAAUCUGUAGGUCCUAGUGGCACAAACAUUGAAUAUGUGUUCAACUUAGCUAAAGCCAUGAGGGACAUCGCACCAGAAGUAAACGACGAACAUUUGUUUACCAUUGAACGAAAAGUCCAAAAUUUACUGAAAUUUAACACUCCAGAGUCAUUUUCUAGAUCAUUGAAUUAAAACACUCAUUAUUAGGAGCAUCAAUUUAUUGCAAUUUUACCUACAGUUAAGUUUACGUUUCAUUACAAAUUAAGCUCUAGUUUUGUACAAAUACAAUCUCAAAGUACCUCAAAAUCACAGUUAACCAUCAAGUAAAUGCAGUUAGUUAUUUCGGGGUUUUGAAACGUCAACAUUGACUAAAGCUCACCUAAUUGUGAGGUCAAUUUAGCGCAAGCAACAUUAAUUUUUUUGGCUCCUACACAUUAAGUACUUUAAUUUGUUGCUAAACUUGGCCAGAAUGCUCCAUAAGGAAUGUAGUGUUAAUAAAAAUCAAAAAUUA
Messenger RNA from Tribolium madens (black flour beetle), 1033 nucleotides. RefSeq names its product putative glutathione-specific gamma-glutamylcyclotransferase 2. NCBI's taxonomy places the organism in Eukaryota, Metazoa, Arthropoda, Insecta, Coleoptera, Tenebrionidae. Gene Ontology annotation, cellular component: cytoplasm. Gene Ontology annotation, molecular function: gamma-glutamylcyclotransferase activity; glutathione specific gamma-glutamylcyclotransferase activity. Gene Ontology annotation, biological process: glutathione catabolic process. The transcript has 3 exons. The coding region runs from base 145 to 714 and encodes 189 amino acids. The record is from RefSeq and is a predicted model, not a curated record.